Messenger RNA from Parnassius apollo (apollo), 1221 nucleotides. NCBI's taxonomy places the organism in Eukaryota, Metazoa, Arthropoda, Insecta, Lepidoptera, Papilionidae. The record is from the annotation of a GenBank genome assembly.
AUGAUUGGUAAAGUGUAUUAUAGUGUUAUUAUAAUAAAUAUUCUUCAAGUAUGUGCAAUUUUCAGUUUGACAGGAAGGAAAAGCAGUUUAACAUUUGUGAUUGAAGACACUAAUUCGAUGCAAUUAGAAAUUAAUGGUGUACUCAAUAGCGCAUAUAAAAUUUUUGAUGUUGUUUACGAUUCUAAUGCAUCAGUGAUAGAAAAUGUUAUUAUUGUUAUGUUUAAUGAUCCAGUAACAAUUGUGCGCAAAGAUACGAUAGAUCGCGAUGUAUUUAAGAAGUCAUUAAAGUCAAUAACAGUUCACGAUGGUGGCGACUGUCCGGAGUUAGCGAUGUCUGGAAUAGAAUUAGCACUUAAAGCAAGUCGCCCUGGUUCCUAUGUAUACGUUUUCACAGAUGCUGUUGCAAAUGAUUACGCUAAGUUUGAGAAAGUUGUCAAUGUAGUAGAUCCAAAACCAGGUGUUCAUAGUGUCGAAGUAGGAAGUUUAAGUGAUACAGCAGUGACGGUGCUUUGUACAACAAAUGUUGAUUUUCAAUAUGGAUUCUCCACCAUUAAGCCCUCUUCAAGAAACGAUACAACAAAUCAGCCUAUCCCAGCUAGAAAAAAUAUAAGCGAUGAUAAGUUUCAGUCCGAGCUGUACAAGACAGGAUAUGGAACAUUUUGCCCUAAGACAACUGCAGUCGAUGAAAAGGUUGUGGCCUUAUUACCUCCACAAUUCAAACCAUUAUCUAAUGAUUUUGACUCAUCAGCACCAUAUUACACCAUAGAUAUUGUUGAAACACAACAGCUAAACGAUACGCAAGAUUCUUCUCAAAAAGUAUUGGGUGCAAAAGAAGAUUCUGUGCAUCAACUUCAAGUUAAAGGUUCCAAAAGAAGGAUUUCACCUCUUCUGGUAUCUGACAUCACACCGAAAAAAAAGAUUUGUUUAACUGAAACAAAAAAGAAAAAUAUAAAUAGCAUUAGUGCUUCAAUAAUAAAAAGAAAAAACCAGAAGCAAAUGAAUGAAGAUAUCAUAACAACGGAAAAGUUAGAAAUAUUGCAGGUUCAACUUCAAAAUGAACAUAUUAUGAAAUUAGAAAAAAACAAAAUUUCACUGGAUCUUGAUAUUGAGUUAAAGCGGAAUCUUUUAGAAAAUUCAAAAACGUACUUAGAAUUAAAAAAGAAUCUUUUAGAAAAUUCAAAAAUGGACUUAGAAUUAAAAAAGAAGAAUUUUAAUUUAUAA